Molecule: messenger RNA, 871 nt
Organism: Alexandromys fortis (reed vole)
Lineage: Eukaryota; Metazoa; Chordata; Mammalia; Rodentia; Cricetidae
Product: cornifin alpha-like
Exons: 5
Coding region: 332-871 (179 amino acids)
Source: RefSeq, a predicted model, not a curated record
UGUCUGAGUCCUGGGCUGCAGGUCCCUUUCUGCUCUCCAUUCACCGUCAUGUUUCAGGAGAGUAUAGUUCUCUGUUUCACGGAAGAGACUAUGGAACACAGAAGACAAGAAGCAUCCUUGGAUCAAGGGGAGAAUACCCCACAAGAUACAGAACACACAUUCCCCUAGUGACCCAAUGACCUUCUCCUGUUCAUCUUGGUUACAGUAGGGGCUCCCUACAAGGCAGGCCUCUUUCUGGCUCCUCACAGAGCCGUUCAAACCUCCGCUGUUGGCCCUAAGAUGAAGGUGGUUACAAGGAUUCCAGGUUUUCAGGAUCAAGUGCUAUCUAAAAAUGAGUUCCCACCAGCAGAAGCAACCAUGCACUGCACCCCCUCAGCUGCAACAGCAUCAGGUGAAACAGCCUUGCCAGCCACCACCCUCGGAACCUUGUGCCCCCAAAACCAAGGAGCCUUGCAACCCCAAUGUUCCUGAGCCCUGCAACCCCAAGGUUCCAGAGCCCUGCCAGCCUAAGGCUCCAGAGCCCUGCCAGCCUAAGGUGCCUGAGCCCAGCCAGCCCAAGGCACCUGAGCCUUGCCAGCCUAAGGCGCCUGAGCCCUGCCACCACAAGGCACCUGAGCCUUGCCACCCCAAGGCACCUGAGCCUUGCCACCCCAAGGCACCUGAGCCUUGCCACCCCAAGGCACCUGAGCCUUGCCACCCCAAGGCACCUGAGCCUUGCUUCAAACUUGACUCAACAGGUUUCCACUUGGCUGACAGACACAUCCAAGAAUCAGCUGCUGACUACAAUCUGCUCCAAAUGACUUUGAGUCCUGGACUUGCUGAAGCUGAUGUGGACCAGACCAGCUUAUGUGAAAGUUCCCUGUCUCUGUAG